CUACGUGAGCGGAGAGUCUGUGUCUAGUGAUAAGAAAGAGUCGUUUUGAAUGUGCGUAUGCGCGUGAGAUAACCAGCUGCUGAUAUCGCGAGAGCAAUUCAUAGUCUCUGAAAGUCACAUUUACCAAAGAUUUAAACAGUUUAAUGAUGUAUCCCGCAAUGAUAUGCUUAUGCUUUUAUACGCAAAUGCGUCGUCCUCGUCUAUGCCGAUCGUCCUUACUAAGUGUAUCUGUGCUAUGUUACAAGUGUUUUAUCAAAAUGUCAUCCAACUUCUAGACUCUGCAAAAUCACUAACAGUUACAUCUUAGAGUCCUGCCCACCAGAAACUCCAGCCAAUCAAACGAGUCCUCUCGUACUGGCCAUGCAACCCGAUGACAUAAAUAGCGUCGAACAGAGUGGAAAGGUAUGAUUCUUAUUCCUAAAGGAGGACAAAGAUCAUAACCUGACGACAUGGUUGUGUGGACCGACCAGGAGCGCGCCUGCAUCCAGGACAUUUUCAGCAAGCUGAAUUACGAGGAGGCCGGCCCCAAAGCUUUGCAGAGGGCCUUGAUUGUGUAUCCCUGGACUCAGCGGUACUUCGCAAGUUUUGGGAACCUGUACAAUGCCGAGGCCAUCAUGUCUAACCCAAGGGUGGCGGCCCACGGAAUUGUUGUGCUCCACGGCCUCGACAGAGCCAUGAAGAACAUGGAUGACAUCAAGAACACCUAUGCCGAACUGAGCGUGCUGCACUCCGACAAAUUGCACGUGGAUCCUGACAACUUCAGGCUGCUGGCCGACUGCCUGACCAUUGUGAUUGCGGGGACUAUGGGCACCUCUUUCACAGCUGACGUGCAGGCGGCCUGGCAGAAGUUCCUCGCUGUUGUCGUCUCUGCUCUGCGCAGACAGUAUCAUUAAAACCUCGAACAUUUGGGGGAAAGCAUUGAUUGUUCUCUAACGCAAUAAAGAGGAAUUGAUGUGCAUCUGAGCCGUGGUUAAACUGUCCAUUGUGCGAGUAUCGGGUAUAAUUCAACUGAAAACUCAUGAUUCUGUCAAAAGGCUCCAGGGAUUUAUGACAAAAUUGUCAAUUCAUACAAACAAGUAAACGAAACACAAGGCUUAAGUUUAAAAAACGGGUCAUUGGAACGCUUCAAUAGAGCAUGUUUAUUGGAUUAAUUAGACUUAACCGAACAAAUGAAGAUUGCUGCAGGAUGCUAGGCGGCACUACGCCUCUGAUAAACUAAAGAGUGUAAGUGCACUUAAGAGUUUUAAUUGAAAUGGUAACCGAUAUAUAAAUGCGUAAUAAAUUAAAUGAAUGGUCGCCGUGAUUUUGCUAAGUAAAACAUGAUCCUGGAUCAACAUUUUUGUUGAUCCUUUAACAUACUGCCCAAAAAUAUAGACUUAUCGCAAGGGUGAAGAAGCACCUGAUCAUAAGCCUAAAACAGAUAUUUCCUGAAAAAGUAUCCCUCGAUUCUGAUUGAUUGAUUGGAAUGUUGAUCCAGUAACAUCUUGUACUUGGUAACAUCAUGCUCACCAAUAUGGGACAGGUUAUAUGAAAAGAUGCUGGCCUUAUGUUUGAGGACUGAUAAAGGUUCAGUGUUUCCAUUGCAAAUCCUGCUUUAUAUAUAUUAAUUAACUUAUCUUUUUUUAUAGCCUAGGUCUAGGGUGGAGCAAUGAAUUGGCAGUAAACUUAAAGAGGGUGUCUGCUUGGAUACAAUUACACCCCCGAAAAGAUCUAGUAUGUUUUCUAACCACACUAGAAGAAAGAAUGUUAU
Molecule: messenger RNA, 1750 nt
Organism: Puntigrus tetrazona (Sumatra barb)
Lineage: Eukaryota; Metazoa; Chordata; Actinopteri; Cypriniformes; Cyprinidae
Gene: hbbe2
Product: hemoglobin beta embryonic-2
Exons: 3
Coding region: 450-893 (147 amino acids)
Biological process (GO): oxygen transport; hydrogen peroxide catabolic process
Cellular component (GO): haptoglobin-hemoglobin complex; hemoglobin complex; blood microparticle
Molecular function (GO): organic acid binding; oxygen carrier activity; haptoglobin binding
Source: RefSeq, a predicted model, not a curated record